UGCGCCUUGGCGAUAUUAUUGACUGUCGCGACGGUCGAUUGGAUCGCGCGCGCCCCUCGAUCGAUCGUUCCCGCUCCAGCUCCACGAUCUUCCAGCGCCACGCCCCGGAUUGAUUCGCGCGCCGGUGAGCGAUUUGAAUCGCGCGCAGCAAGAGCCCUAGUCCAGGGUUUAGGAAGAUGUGAGAGGAUUUGUCGCGUCGCAGCAUUGGCACCGGCAAAGUGAACCAUAUGAAAGGUAUGUUUCCUGGCGUCACAGCGUUGGACAAGGAUGGCACCCUGGACCAGCGUACGAAGGAAUCCUCGCCAUUAGCAGAGACAUUGUUUUUGCUUGCGCUCGUGUCAGAGGGAUAAUUCUUGUGAGCUGCAACACAGAAAAAUGCGAAAAGCAUUCUCCGACGCUGUCUUGAGAUAUGGCCGGAGUGAUAUGGACAACGAGAACAUGGGAUUUCUUGAGAGGUCCAAGAUGGUGGAGGUUACUGUUCCAGCUCUGGAUAGCAGUGGAAUGAAUGCCACUCGCGCUGGAACAAAGUCUCUCACUCGCUCUCGGACGCUGCUCAUCACUCCCACUGGCCAGUGCACACCUGUUUUGGAGGAUGACUUGGAGUUCGAUUUGGAAGCCAAGCAUGCGGAAUUCUCUUUGCCGAGGGAGCGCGAGAACAAGGUCCCUGAGGAGUCAUCGCUCGGGAAGUUUAGAGGCUCUGUCAAGUAUGUGCUGCUGCAAAGUCUCCUCUGGCUCAAAGAUCAAACGAAGGAAAAGGAAGUUAAUGCCACUGAGGAUGUUCUUGCCAGAUACCACAAUCUGUACCUAUACGGCACUGUUCCAUUGACAAUCAAAGUGAGAACAGCGAUUCGCAGUGGUACUCUCGGCCAUAUUCUACUCUGUAUAGAAUUCAUUGCAGCAGUUGUAUCUGUUGUUGCUUAUGUGCGAUCGACCUAUAUACUCUCGUCGACUCAUUGGAUUGUGAUCGUGAGGCGAGUUUUUGGUCUUUUCUUCGUCGCAGAUUAUCUCUUAAAGCUCUAUAGCGCUCCUGUCCGACUGUACUACGUUAUAUCCGUAAGUGGCCUCAUCGACCUCAGCAGCACCUUGUCAAUUGUUUGCCUCUGGAGCAAAUUUAAGAACGAUGGUGCUAUCCCUCAAAUGCUACUGGUCCUUCGAGCCUUGAGGAUUCUACCUUCCCUCACUUCGUUUGUGAUCGUCGGUGGUACAAUUGGCCAGCAAAUUUUUCUUCUCGUAAUGUACACACUCGGUGCUGUUUUUAUUGCCGCUGGCAUACUUCAGUGGGUGGAAUAUAAAACUACAUCGGCGGAUAAGAAAAUACAGCAAGGUUGUGGUGUCUCGGGAUGUUUUACCUUUUAUGAUGCUUUUUAUUUUGUGAUUGUGACGAUUACCACCGUUGGGUAUGGAGACUUCACGCCAAAGUCAAACUGGGGACGGCUAAUUACUCUCACUAUCAUGCUUGCUGCUGUACUUAUUCUUCCAGUGCAAAUCAACAGAAUUCUACAGCUUGCCUCUCGCAGACCUUAUGGAGGAAGAUUUACGAUGCAAAAGGCGGUUGGGUCUAACUUUAUCGUCAUCAGCGGAAAUGUAUCCCUUCAAACAAUUCGGCACUUCCUAGCUGGAUUCUAUCAUCCUAACCACGAUAAAGACAUGGCAGCGUUUCCUAUUCGAGUUGUUAUCAUGGCACCUUUCAAACCUUCGUAUGAGAUGAAGACACUUCUGACGCAUUACCGAGGACGAGUCAACUUCAUUGAAGGAACUCCUAUAAAAGAGUCCGAUUUAGAUCGUGUUUGUGCUACUUUUGCAACAGCGGUAUUCUUACUUGCGGAUGAGCAUGCGAAGGAUUUUGAUGCGGAAGACGCGGCUCAAAUAACCCGGACUCUUUCCGUUCAUCGUCAUUGUGGUUCGAAGGUGAGAGUGAUCGUGGAGCUGCUAAAACCUGAAAACUACAAUAAUGCUAUUUGGGAUGAAACUGAGGCUGGUAUUGAAAUUAUUUGUCCUGAGGCAGUCCGCUUUCAACUUUUAGCUCGAAGCUGUCUUAUUCAGGGGUUUUCAACUCUUGUAAUCAACCUUUUUCGUUCGGGGUUAUUGCUGAGACAUUCACACGCUGACCACUGGAUGACAGAGUACUGCUAUGGUGUUCGGCAGGAGAUCUUUCCAGCUAUAUUACCGGCUUGCUUUUUCGAAGAGAAACUGACUUUUGAAGAGGCGGCUGAAAUUGUGUACCUCAAGUACCAUGCAGUUCUUAUUGGCCUUGACAUUAUACUUGAAAAUAAGCUCCGUGUAGUGCGACUCUAUCCACGGGGCCGUAGAAUUAAGCCAUCCGACCUUGGCUUGGUCAUUGCGAAGGACUUAGAGAUGGCGGAACGUAUUUCAGAAUACGGUAAAGCACGCCGAAGAUCAUCUGGUAAAUUUAAGCAUGAAGAAGACCACGGGAUUCUUAGAAGCGUGAAGGGAAGCCGGCAGGACGUGGAAACUGGCUUUAAAAGCAGGGAUAGGGGGCGACGGACCAAGAGGACGACAACUGACGACCAUUUGUAUGACGACAAAAAGGAUUCCACCAGGCCAGGUACAAGAACGGAUUUUCAAGGCCAUUUUCGUCCCUUCUACUCGUCUAUCGAUUCGGUUGAAGAAGAAGGCCACUCAAAAGUAAAGUUCGUUGCUUCGCUGGAGGAAGCCAUAGAUAUGGCAAUGAGUUGGCCACCUUUGAGGAAGUGGGAUAAGCCCGAGCGACCGGUUUUGGAAAGAAGGGAAGACACGAUACUGGAAAACCUGCGGGAGAAGACGAUAAACGUAGUGGUUUUAUCCUUUCCUCACAUUCUACUGUGCAUCGAAGGAAACUGGCCACUAAAUCUCUUCUACUUCAUCUGCAACUUACGGAUUCCAACGAUGCCGCAGAUGCCACUUGUGAUCAUGCACCCAAGCACACCGACUGCCGCGGACUGGGGAUGCGUGGGAUUGUUUGUGGACGUCUACUUUGUGAAAGGCUCGGCUUUGUACGAGCUAGACUUGGUUCGUGCUGGAGUUUUGCAAGCGGAGAAGGUGGUAAUCCUCACGCAAGGCUUCGAGGACGACUUCCAACCAGUUGACGACGCAGCAGGAGCUGUGUCGCCUACAGUGAACACUCUGGACGUGAAGAACAUCGUCAUAACUGCGAACGUCGAGCGCCUUCUAAGCCCGGCCAGAAACCGUGUGCUGGUUGAACUCCAACAAGAGAUCCAGCUGCAAUUCCUCCGACCACAUUCCCGGAACCACACCGUGCAAUUCCAGCCAAAAACGUUGCAAAGAGACCGUGACGCGAGGUUACAGUUUGCACCACCAUUCGCCGAAGGCAAGGGACUUUGCCCGGCAGCAUUCACAUUCCUAACGUACGCCACGUUUUUCAACAGGAACUCCGUCUCAAUCAUCGAGCAGCUCUCUUGCGGGCGACACACCGGAGAGGACGAAGACGGUGACGAAAACUCCAUACGGAGGCUCGAGCAAAUUCCGAUCCCAAGCUGCUACGUCGGCCUCAGCUUCCAGCAGCUGUUCCAGGGGCUCUUGCACAACGAAAAGGCGCUCGCUCUGGGACUCUACCGCCCGGUUGGGACGCACAACUCUCCAGUCGCUUAUGUGAGCACGAACCCGGCCUAUGACACACUGCUUCACAGCGGAGAUCUCAUUUAUGUCCUCCAGUAGAAACGCAACUCGCUCGAGGUCAGUUCGCUCGAUUAAACUUCUCCUUCGCCUUUGUUGAUGUUUGCAUAAUCAGAACGCUAGAACGGAGAUCUCCUCCAGUA
Selaginella moellendorffii is the source of this 3776-nucleotide messenger RNA. Its product is annotated as calcium-activated potassium channel subunit alpha-1-like. Gene Ontology annotation, biological process: lipid metabolic process; potassium ion transport; intracellular signal transduction. The record is from RefSeq and is a predicted model, not a curated record. Gene Ontology annotation, cellular component: membrane. Gene Ontology annotation, molecular function: phosphatidylinositol-4,5-bisphosphate phospholipase C activity. The coding region runs from base 376 to 3675 and encodes 1099 amino acids. The transcript has 21 exons. Lineage: Eukaryota; Viridiplantae; Streptophyta; Lycopodiopsida; Selaginellales; Selaginellaceae.